Messenger RNA from Fusarium graminearum PH-1, 375 nucleotides. RefSeq lists its product as uncharacterized. The transcript is spliced from 3 exons. Lineage: Eukaryota; Fungi; Ascomycota; Sordariomycetes; Hypocreales; Nectriaceae. The record is from RefSeq and is a predicted model, not a curated record. The coding region runs from base 1 to 375 and encodes 124 amino acids.
AUGAUCCUGGUCGUUUUGACGACACAGCAGCUAGGCCAUAUUGGCAUAGAUUCCUGGAAGUCCGAAAUUAUUGAAGGUUUAUUGUCUUUGUUCAUUGCGACGUCGCGAAUAGGGUUGGCUUUUGAUAUAGCCUGCGAGAGCAUGAUGACCGUCAAGUUUCGAUGUCAGAGAGAACUGGAGGGCCAGAUUAUCAGAAACACGAAUCCUGAAGCGAUUUGGAUUCUCAUUGUGAGGAUAUUUGUGAAGGCAUGGAUGCAUGAAAAAACCGUACGGGUCGUCAAAGCGAGGGGCUCAGUAUUAUUCACAACAGUGGCCAGACACUACCGCGUCAAUGCUGUCGUAAACAUGUUCACUGUGUUGAGUCGUGAGUCGUAA